Zalophus californianus (California sea lion) is the source of this 5659-nucleotide messenger RNA. It is a transcript of the gene ABCC5, whose product is annotated as ATP binding cassette subfamily C member 5. The record is from RefSeq and is a predicted model, not a curated record. The coding region runs from base 97 to 4341 and encodes 1414 amino acids. Gene Ontology annotation, biological process: transmembrane transport. The transcript is spliced from 30 exons. Gene Ontology annotation, cellular component: membrane. Gene Ontology annotation, molecular function: ATP hydrolysis activity; ABC-type transporter activity; ATP binding. Lineage: Eukaryota; Metazoa; Chordata; Mammalia; Carnivora; Otariidae.
CGCGGGCUGGCUCGGCGGGUUGAGGCGCGGGGUGGGGUGGAGUCCAAUGGACCACAGACUCGAAUUGCAGUUUUGGAAGUUCCACCAAGAUGCCCAAUGGAUUCACCUGACAGAGCCAGAAAUUCUCAAGUGAAACCGAAAGUCUGUGAGCCCUGGCACCUCCACUCAGAGAAGAUGAAGGAUAUCGACAUAGGAAAAGAGUAUAUCAUCCCCAGUCCUGGUUAUAGAAACGUGAGGGAGAGAACCAGCUCUUCUGGGCCGCACAGAGACCGCGAGGACUCCAAAUAUAAGAGAACUCGACCGUUGGAAUGCCAAGAUGCCUUGGAAACAGCAGCCCGAGCUGAGGGCCUUUCCCUGGAUGCCUCCAUGCAUUCUCAGCUCAGAAUCCUGGAUGAGGAACAUCCCAAGGGAAAGUACCAUCAUAGCUUAAGUGCUCUGAAGCCCAUCCGGACCACUUCCAAACACCAGCACCCAGUGGACAAUGCUGGGCUCUUCUCCUGCAUGACUUUUUCUUGGCUUUCUCCUCUGGCCCGCAUGGCCCACAGGAAGGGGGAGCUCUCAAUGGAGGACGUGUGGUCUUUGUCAAAGUACGAGUCUUCCGAUGUGAACUGCAGAAGACUAGAGAGACUGUGGCAAGAAGAGCUGAAUGAAGCUGGGCCAGACGCUGCUUCCCUCCGAAGGGUUGUGUGGACCUUCUGCCGCACCAGGCUCAUCCUCUCCAUCGUGUGCCUGAUGAUCACGCAGCUGGCUGGCUUCAGUGGACCAGCCUUCGUGGUGAAACACCUCUUGGAAUACACCCAGGUCACAGACUCUAACCUCAAGUACAGCUUGCUGUUAGUCCUGGGUCUCCUCCUGACGGAAGUCGUGCGCUCGUGGUCACUCGCGCUGACUUGGGCAUUGAAUUACCGAACUGGUGUCCGCCUGCGGGGCGCCAUCCUAACCAUGGCAUUUAAGAAGAUCCUGAAGCUAAAGAACAUUAAAGAGAAGUCUGUGGGUGAGCUCAUCAACCUGUGCUCCAACGACGGGCAGAGGAUGUUCGAAGCAGCUGCUGUGGGCAGCUUGUUGGCUGGAGGACCCAUUGUUGCCAUCUUAGGCAUGAUUUAUAACGUAAUUAUACUAGGACCAACAGGCUUCCUAGGAUCAGCUGUUUUUAUCCUCUUUUAUCCAGCAAUGAUGUUUGUAUCACGGAUCACUGCAUAUUUCAGGAGAAAAUGUGUGACCACCACAGAUGAACGUGUCCAGAAGAUGAAUGAAGUCCUUACUUACAUUAAAUUUAUUAAAAUGUAUGCCUGGGUCAAAGCAUUUUCUCAAAUUGUUCAAAAAAUCCGAGAGGAAGAACGUCGGAUCUUGGAAAAAGCUGGGUACUUUCAGAGCAUCACUGUUGGAGUGGCUCCCAUUGUGAUGGUGAUUGCCAGUGUGGUGACCUUCUCUGUUCACAUGACCCUUGGCUUUGAUCUCACCGCAGCACAGGCUUUCACAGUGGUGACUGUCUUCAAUUCCAUGACUUUUGCUUUGAAAGUAACACCAUUCUCUGUAAAAUCCCUCUCGGAAGCAUCGGUUGCUGUUGACAGAUUUAAGAGUUUGUUUCUGAUGGAAGAGGUUCACAUGAUAAAGAAAAAACCAGCCAGCCCUCACAUCAAGAUAGAGGUGAAAAAUGCCACCUUGGCAUGGGACUCCUCCCACUCCAGUAUCCAGAACUCACCCAAGCUGACCCCCAAAACGAAAAAAGACAAGAGGGCUGCCAGGGGCAAGAAAGAGAAGGUGAGACCGCUGCAGCGUGCUGAGCAGCAGGCCGUCCUGGCAGAGCAGAAGGGCCACCUCCUCCUGGACAGUGACGAGCGGCCCAGUCCCGAGGAGGACGAGGGCAAGCACAUCCACCUGGGGAGCCUCCGCCUGCAGAGGACACUGUACAGCAUCGACUUGGAAAUCGAGGAGGGUAAACUGGUUGGAAUCUGCGGCAGUGUGGGAAGUGGAAAAACCUCUCUCAUUUCAGCCAUUUUAGGCCAGAUGACACUUCUAGAGGGCAGCAUUGCAGUCAGUGGAACCUUCGCUUAUGUGGCCCAGCAGGCCUGGAUCCUCAAUGCCACUCUGAGAGACAACAUCCUCUUUGGGAAGGAAUUUGAUGAAGAAAGAUACAACUCUGUGCUGAACAGCUGCUGCCUGAGGCCUGACCUGGCCAUUCUUCCCAACAGUGACCUGACUGAGAUUGGUGAGCGAGGAGCGAACCUGAGUGGUGGGCAGCGCCAAAGGAUCAGCCUGGCCCGGGCCUUGUACAGUGACCGGGACAUCUACAUCCUAGAUGACCCCCUCAGUGCCUUAGAUGCCCACGUGGGCAACCACAUCUUCAGCAGUGCUAUCCAGAAGCACCUCAAGUCCAAGACAGUUCUGUUUGUUACCCACCAGUUACAGUACCUGGCCGAUUGUGAUGAAGUGAUCUUCAUGAAAGAGGGCUGUAUUACAGAAAGAGGCACCCAUGAGGAACUGAUGAAUUUAAAUGGUGACUAUGCUACCAUCUUUAAUAACCUGUUGCUGGGAGAGACACCCCCAGUUGAGAUUAAUUCAAAAAAAGAAACCAGCGGUUCACAGAAGAAAUCACAAGACAAAGGUCCUAAAACAGGAUCAGUAAAGAAGGAGAAAGCAGUGAAGCCAGAGGAAGGGCAGCUGGUGCAACUGGAAGAAAAGGGGCAGGGUUCAGUGCCCUGGUCAGUAUAUGGUGUCUACAUCCAGGCCGCGGGGGGCCCCUUGGCUUUCCUGGUCAUUAUAUCCCUUUUCAUGCUGAAUGUGGGCAGCACCGCCUUCAGCAAUUGGUGGUUGAGUUACUGGAUCAAGCAAGGAAGUGGGGGCACACUGCGAGCCUCCUCCCGGCUCCAUGACGAACUUUUCCGAAGGAUCCUCCGAAGCCCUAUGAAGUUCUUUGACACCACCCCCACGGGGAGGAUUCUCAACAGGUUUUCCAAAGACAUGGAUGAAGUCGAUGUGCGCCUGCCAUUCCAGGCCGAGAUGUUCAUCCAAAAUGUCAUCCUGGUGUUCUUCUGUGUUGGUAUGAUCGCCGGAGUUUUCCCGUGGUUCCUGGUGGCGGUGGGGCCCCUCUUCAUCCUCUUUUCAGUUCUGCACAUUGUCUCCAGGGUCCUGAUUCGAGAGCUGAAGCGUCUGGACAACAUCACACAGUCCCCUUUCCUCUCCCACAUCACAUCCAGCAUACAGGGCCUUGCCACCAUCCACGCCUACAACAAAGGGCAGGAAUUUCUGCACAGGUACCAGGAGCUCCUGGAUAACAACCAAGGUCCUUUCUUCUUGUUCACGUGUGCAAUGCGGUGGCUGGCUGUGCGGCUGGACCUGAUCAGCAUUGCCCUGAUCACCACCACCGGGCUGAUGAUCGUUCUCAUGCACGGGCAGAUUCCCCCCGCCUACUCGGGUCUUGCCAUCUCCUAUGCCGUCCAGUUAACCGGGCUGUUCCAGUUUACCGUCAGACUGGCAUCCGAGACAGAAGCCCGCUUCACCUCAGUGGAGAGGAUCAACCACUACAUCCAGACCCUCUCUUUGGAAGCACCUGCCAGAAUUAAGAACAAGGCUCCCUCCCCUGACUGGCCCCAGGAAGGAGAGGUGACCUUUGAGAAUGCAGAGAUGAGGUACCAAGAAAAUCUCCCUCUGGUUCUGAAGAAAGUGUCCUUCACCAUCAAACCCAAGGAGAAGAUUGGCAUCGUGGGGCGGACCGGAUCAGGGAAGUCCUCUCUGGGGAUGGCCCUCUUCCGUCUGGUGGAGUUAUCUGGAGGCUGCAUCAAGAUUGACGGAGUGAGAAUCAGUGAUAUUGGCCUUGCUGACCUCCGAAGCAAGCUGUCCAUUAUUCCUCAAGAGCCAGUGCUGUUCAGUGGCACCGUCAGGUCAAAUUUGGAUCCCUUCAACCAGUACACUGAAGACCAGAUCUGGGAUGCCCUAGAAAGGACACACAUGAAAGAAUGUAUUGCUCAGCUACCUCUGAAACUUGAAUCUGAAGUGAUGGAGAAUGGGGAUAACUUCUCGGUGGGGGAACGGCAGCUCCUGUGCAUAGCAAGAGCCUUGCUCCGUCACUGUAAGAUUUUGAUUCUAGAUGAAGCCACAGCUGCCAUGGACACGGAGACAGACCUACUAAUCCAAGAGACCAUCCGAGAAGCAUUUGCUGACUGCACCAUGCUGACAAUUGCCCAUCGCCUACAUACAGUCCUAGGCUCUGAUAGGAUUAUGGUGCUGGCCCAGGGACAGGUGGUGGAGUUCGACACCCCAUCAGUCCUUCUGUCCAAUGACAGCUCCCGGUUCUAUGCCAUGUUUGCUGCAGUGGAGAACAAGGUCGCUGUCAAGGGCUAACUCCUCCCCGCUGCUGGCUCUUUUCCUUGGAGCAUUGCCAUUCCCUGCCUAGGGCGGGCCCCUCACUGCGUCCUCCUGCCGAAACCUUGCCUUUCCCAGUUUGAUCUUUCGCACAGCAGUUCAGGAUUGGCUUGUGUGUUUCAAUUUUAGGGAGAGUCCUAUUUUGAUUAUUGUAUUUAUUCCAUAUUCAUGUAAACAAAAUUUAGUUUUUGUUCUUAAUUGCACUCUAAAGGUUCAGGGAACCGUUAUUAUAAAUGUAUCAGAGGCCUAUAAUGAAGCUUUAUACGUGUAGCUAUGUCUAUAUAUAAUUCUGUACAUAGCCUAUAUUUACAGUGAAAAUGUAAGCUGUUUAUUUUAUAUUAAAAUAAGCACUGUCCUGAUAACAGUGCAGAUUCCUUCCUAUCAUUUUUGUACGGUUUGCUGCACUAGAGGUCUGAUUUUGCUAUUAGAUUGUAGGAAGGGUAGCGCACUGUUCUUCUUCAGCUGGUGGUUUCACGGUGCGGGGCUCUCUGGGCAUCCAAAAGGAAGAUGUGUGGCAAUAGCGGGCCCUCGGGGGGGCCCCCUCGGCACCUCCUCGCAGCCACACCCGGGGGAGGGGCAGCGGAGGGGGCUGCCGGAGGCCAUGCAGAGCGCCGUGAAUUCUCAGGGCUCCUGCUUUCUGUCCUCUUGUCAUUCACUGUUUCUGUCGGGAGAGCAGUGGGGUACAGCCCCAGCCCCCUUUUCGCUCCCUCCGUCAGGGAUGAGAAUCACAGAAGAACGUUCCUCGGACAGGGGGAGUCUCUCUCCUGCCUUCCUGUUUCUGCUGUUGUUUCUUAACCAGAAUCGAGUCUGUUCACAGAGUGUGCCACUGCCUCAGGUUCCUGAACGCGGGCCACUGCACAGAGCUCUCCAGCCCUACACCUGCCGGCUCCGAACCCCGGGGUCCGCUGCUGCUUUCGUCAGUGGCACUUUGUCAUUUGCCUGGUCCCACGCCUCCACAGUUCACUGACAGGGUUCAGGAGUUUGUGGGUCUGUUCUCUCUCGCUGCAGUUGUCACACAGUCUGUCUCUCUCCAAAGUCUGCGACUUUAAGCAGCUCUUGCUAAUCAGUGUCUCACACUGGUGUAGAAGUUUUUUGUACUGUAAAGAGACCUACCUCAGGUUGCUGAUUGCUGUGUGGUUCCGCGUGUUCCCGCAAACCCCCUUUGUGCUGUGGGACCAGUAGCUCAGGUGGGCGUGGUCGCUGCUGUCAUCAACCGAACGGUCAGCGUUGCAUGUCGUGACCAACUAGACAUUCUGUCGCCUUAGCAUGUUUGCUGAACACCUUGUGGAAGCAAAAA